AUGAACAACAACUCUGAGGUCGUGUUCGUGCUCGAGGGUCUAAAUGACUCGCUGACAAACCGCCACAUGUUCUUCGCCUUCGCCCUCAUGUCGUACCUAUUCACCAUCUUUGUGAACCUGACGCUCAUCGUCACCGUGUGUCUGGAGAAGACGCUCCACGAGCCGCUCUACAUCUUCCUGUGCAACCUUUGUUUCAACGGGCUCUUCGGAGCGUCCAGCUUCUACCCCAAGCUGCUCCACGACCUCCUGGCCGACGCCCACGUCAUCUCGUACGCCGGCUGCCUGUCUCAGAUAUGCGUGGUUUAUUUUUACGUUUUCUGCGAGUUCACCAGUCUGACCGUCAUGGCGUACGACCGCUACCUGGCCAUCUGCAGGCCGCUGCAGUACCGCACGCUGAUGCCGGUGCAGCGCGUGGCCCAGCUGCUGCUGCUCACCUGGUGCUUCUCGCUGCUGGAGACGGUGGUCGGCACGCUGCUGACCGCCAGCCUGCCCAUCUGCGGGCGCCACAUCAAGAAGAUCUUCUGCACCAACUGGGCCGUGGUGAAGCUGUCGUGCUCCGACACGACCGUCAACAGCAUCUACGGCCUCGUGAUCACGUUCUCGCACAUGUUGCAGCUCGCACUGAUCCUGGUGUCGUACACGCACCUGGUCCGAGCCUCGCGGACGCUGAACUUUGACCGCAGGAAGUUCAUGCAGACGUGCGUGCCGCACCUCGCCACGCUGCUCACCUUCACCUUCUCGCUGUUGUUCGACACCAUGGUCACUCGUUACGGCGGCGGCGGCGGCGAAACGCUGCAGGUGCUGCAGAACCUGAUGGCGGCAGAGUCCCUGGUGGUCCCGCCCCUCAUUAACCCCAUCAUCUACGGCAUCAACCUGCACCAGAUCAGGUCCAGGAUCCUCCACAACUUCAGCCACAAAGCAGAGAUCCACAAAGCACACACAUGA
This is a messenger RNA of Centropristis striata (black sea bass), 945 nucleotides long. Its product is annotated as olfactory receptor 4S1-like. The transcript has a single exon. The coding region runs from base 1 to 945 and encodes 314 amino acids. NCBI's taxonomy places the organism in Eukaryota, Metazoa, Chordata, Actinopteri, Perciformes, Serranidae. Gene Ontology annotation, biological process: G protein-coupled receptor signaling pathway. The record is from RefSeq and is a predicted model, not a curated record. Gene Ontology annotation, molecular function: G protein-coupled receptor activity; olfactory receptor activity. Gene Ontology annotation, cellular component: membrane.